AUGGAGGGAGACAAGAAAGGGGUCGGUAGCACCAAGUACCGCGGCGUGAGGACAAGGCCGUGGGGCAAGUUCGCCGCCGAGAUUCGGGACCCGGAGCGCGGCGGCGCCCGCGUGUGGCUUGGCACGUUCGACACGGCCGAGGAGGCGGCGCGGGCGUACGACAGCGCAGCCUUCGCCCAGCGAGGCGCCACCGCCGUGCUCAACUUCCCCGGAGAAGCCGGCUCCGGCAGCAGGGGCGCCGCCGGCUCGUCUUCGCGCGCCCCGGCUGGCUCCGGCUCUGGCAGGGGCACUGGCCGCGGGGGCAGCGAGAGGAUCGAGCUGGAGUACCUCGACAACAGCCUCCUCGACGACCUCCUUGAUGAAGACAAAUACGGCGGUAAAUGA
Lolium rigidum is the source of this 384-nucleotide messenger RNA. RefSeq names its product ethylene-responsive transcription factor ERF095-like. The coding region runs from base 1 to 384 and encodes 127 amino acids. The record is from RefSeq and is a predicted model, not a curated record. Gene Ontology annotation, biological process: regulation of DNA-templated transcription; ethylene-activated signaling pathway. Gene Ontology annotation, molecular function: DNA-binding transcription factor activity; DNA binding. The transcript has a single exon. Lineage: Eukaryota; Viridiplantae; Streptophyta; Magnoliopsida; Poales; Poaceae.